This is a messenger RNA of Mercurialis annua (annual mercury), 1715 nucleotides long. Its product is annotated as probable indole-3-pyruvate monooxygenase YUCCA8. Gene Ontology annotation, biological process: auxin biosynthetic process. Gene Ontology annotation, molecular function: NADP binding; N,N-dimethylaniline monooxygenase activity; flavin adenine dinucleotide binding. Bases 150 to 1421 code for a protein of 423 amino acids. The record is from RefSeq and is a predicted model, not a curated record. The transcript has 3 exons. NCBI's taxonomy places the organism in Eukaryota, Viridiplantae, Streptophyta, Magnoliopsida, Malpighiales, Euphorbiaceae.
UCAUCAUUCCACUCCUUUCACAACAACAACACAAACUUAAGCUUACAAAUCUUCAAACUCUCUUACAAUCUUCACAAAAAAACUUCUCAUUUUUCUAUAAACUUUGACCUAAACAAAAUAUUUCUACUCAAGAACACACAAAAACUACAAUGGAAAAUCUAUUUAGCUCAGCUGAUCAUGAAGACUUCUUCUCUCGUCGUUGCAUUUGGGUGAAUGGACCAGUAAUUGUUGGAGCCGGACCUUCCGGGCUAGCUACAGCAGCUUGUCUUAAAGAACAAGGGGUGCCCUUCGUUGUUCUCGAAAGAGAAGAAUGCAUAGCUUCUUUAUGGCAAAAACGUACCUACGACAGGCUUAAACUUCACCUUCCUAAACAAUUCUGUCAGCUUCCUAAACUGCCAUUUCCUGAGGAUUUUCCUGACUACCCUACAAAGAAACAGUUUAUCCAGUACUUGGAGUCGUAUGCUCAGACUUUCGAGAUCAACCCGAAGUUCAACGAGUGUGUUCAGUCUGCUAGAUACGAUGAGACUAGCGGAUUGUGGCGUGUCAAGACUGUUUCGACUAGCGGGGCUAGUCGUACUGAAGUUGAGUACAUUUGCAGAUGGUUAGUAGUGGCUACUGGGGAAAAUGCAGAGUGUGUAAUGCCUGAAAUCGAAGGAUUGAAUGAAUUCGGCGGUGAGGUUAUUCAUGCUUGUUCGUAUAAAUCCGGUGAGAAAUUCGCUGGCAAGAAAGUUUUAGUCGUCGGUUGUGGUAACUCUGGCAUGGAAGUGUCUCUUGAUCUUUGCAACCACAAUGCAUCUCCAUCAAUGGUUGUUCGAAGCACAGUACAUGUACUACCUAGAGAAAUAUUUGGAAAAUCAACCUUUGAAAUGGCUGUUCUGUUAAUGAGUUGGCUACCACUCUGGCUGGUCGACAAGCUUAUGCUACUCUUCGCAUGGAUGAUUCUCGGAAAUGUCGAGAGUUACGGGCUAAAAAGGCCGUCAAUGGGACCAAUGCAGCUCAAGAAUUGCCAUGGAAAAACCCCUGUAUUGGAUAUUGGUACAUUGGAGAAGAUCAGAUCUGGAGAUAUUAAUGUAGUUCCUGGAAUCAAGAGGUUUUCACGUGGACAAGUUGAGCUAGUUAAUGGAGAAAUUCUUGACAUUGACUCAGUUAUUUUGGCUACUGGAUACCGCAGUAAUGUCCCAUAUUGGCUUCAGGAAGGUGAAUUCUUCAACAAAAAUGGGUUCCCAAAAGCACCAUUCCCCAACGGUUGGAAAGGAAAAUCUGGCCUGUAUGCAGUUGGGUUCACAAAGAGAGGGCUAUCUGGUGCAUCUUCAGAUGCCAUGAGAAUUUCACAAGACAUCAGCAGUGUCUGGAAACUAGAAACUAAGCAACAAAAUAAACGAACCACGGCUUGUCAUAGACGUUGCAUUUCGCAAUUCUAAAGACCUCGAAUCGGAAGAAAAUAUAAGUUUCUAACCAGACACAAGAUUACUAUUUAGUUGUAAAAACAAAUUAUAUACUUGUAUGAUACACAAGAAAAAAAGUUACUAUAUUUAAGAAAAGAUAGCACAGACAGAGAGCCCUCUCCGAAGACCCGAAAUUUUGACAAGUUUGGGGAUUUUGUUUACUAAGGAUGACGAGGCUUUUGGCUUCUAUUUUUUUUUUUUUUUGUUUUAGUUCAUACAGUUCUGUAUUAUACUUUUAAUGAUCAAUUGAAAUGACAUUUGUUUAUUUUC